Molecule: messenger RNA, 959 nt
Organism: Thamnophis elegans (Western terrestrial garter snake)
Lineage: Eukaryota; Metazoa; Chordata; Lepidosauria; Squamata; Natricidae
Product: paired box protein Pax-6-like
Exons: 7
Coding region: 1-846 (281 amino acids)
Biological process (GO): regulation of transcription by RNA polymerase II; anatomical structure development
Molecular function (GO): DNA-binding transcription factor activity, RNA polymerase II-specific; RNA polymerase II cis-regulatory region sequence-specific DNA binding
Source: RefSeq, a predicted model, not a curated record
AUGGGGGUGGAUGGCAUGUAUGAGAAGAGCAGAAUGCUGAAUAUACAAAACAGCACAUGGAGUAGUCGUCAGGAGUGGUACCAAGACAGUUUGGUGACAGGACAACUCAACCCUGACAGCUGUCAGCAGCUAGAAAGUAGCUUGGAUUCUGAGCACCCCCAAGGUGGUGGCAGCCAAGACCUAGAUGACUCUCAAAUCCAUUUGCAGCUGAAGCGCAAAUUGCAGAGAAACAGAACUUCUUUCACACAAGAGCAAAUAGAGGCAUUGGAGAAAGAAUUUGAGCGUACUCACUACCCUGAUGUCUUUGCCCGUGAACGCUUGGCAGCAAAAAUCGAUCUUCCCGAAGCCCGGAUCCAGGUCUGGUUCUCCAACCGUCGAGCUAAAUGGCGUCGGGAAGAGAAACUGCGGAACCAGAGGCGCCAAGCAGGUGGCACUGGGGGGCACCUGAUCAUAAACAGCACUUUUGGCACUGUAGGCAGUGCUGUCUACCAGUCACUCCCUCAGCCUAUAGGGUCAGGUGCUAUGCUGGGCCAUACAGAAAGUGUCCUCAGCAACAACUAUGGUUCCCUUCCACCUUUAGCUCCCUUCUCUAUGGCCAACAACAGCCUCCCUAUUCAGCAGGCAGUGCCCCCUGUUGCCAGCCAGACAUCGUCUUAUUCCUGCAUGCUCCCUGGCAGCCCAUCAGUGCGAAGUUAUGAUUCAUACACACCCUCCCAGCUCUCCUCUCAUAGUCUGAACUCCAGCAGUGGGACUUCUACUGGGUUGAUUUCUCCAGGAGUGUCAGUUCCUGUACAAGUCCCAGGUGGGGAUUCUGAUCUUGCCCAGUAUUGGCCACGACUGCAAUGAGCACAAAAGUGGUGGAGGAAAUAAAACGAACAAGCAAAAAGGAAGGAAGGUUAAUGGAGAGAAAAGGGCUUUUCCUCUGCAGGGGGAAAUACAGGAAUGGUGAAAAACUUUUU